AUGAAGAUUUUUAUAAGAGGUAAAGGUUAUUAUAUGGGAUUGGAAGAAAAGAUAGAGUUAAAUGUUGAACCAAUAGAUACAAUACUAAAAUGUAGAGAAUAUACUGGUGGUAAUAAAACAUUUUUCGAUAGGGAAGGUAGAUUAUUAGGUUUAUAUGAGCAGUUUCAAAGUAGUGGUUUAAAAGAAGGUGAUACAAUUGACAUUUGUUCAUUUCCAUUAGAGAUUGCUUUUCUAACUUUUAUAUUACAAAUACUUCAAGUUAAAGGAAAUAAUCAUUUAGAAAUAAAUAGACUUAGAACAAAAUUAUUCAAUAAAACUAUUGAUAAUAAAAUAUAUUCAUCUCAAUUAGAUAAAAUGAAACAUUUAUUUAAUGAUAGAGUGCCAAAUGAUAUUUUAGAAAAUGUAUAUUCAGAUUAUAUUAAAUAUGAUAGUAUAGAUAGGGAUCCACUUCACCACUUUAUAAAAAGAGUUUUUAAUGUUAAUAAAAAUAACAAACAAAUUUUAGCUUCACCGAAAUUAAUUUCUCAAAAAGAUGUUAUAGAUUUAGAUAAUAAUAAUAAAAAUAAAAAUAACAACAACAACAACAACAACAACAACAACAACAACAACAACAACAACAACAACAACAACAACAACAACAACAACAAUAAUAAUAAUACUAAUAGUAAUGCAGGUUCAAACUCAAUAACGGAUGAAGAAGAUGAUCUAACUCAACCAGAGGGUGACCCUAUUUUAUUAUUAGAGUCCAGCAAUACUAUACAAACAGAACAAACAGAACAAAUACAACAACAAUUAAUGAAACCAAUGGAGGAUAUCACAUUUGAGGUUAUAUUGGAUGAUGGAAAGAAAUUUAUAUCACACAAUAAAGAGCUUUUGGAUAAAUUAAAAAAGAUUGAGGAAUUAAAUUGGACUUUAGCAAGGAUAGUAUCUGCUAAAGUUACUAUAUUACCAAAAACUGUAAUUUUAAGUAAUAACAUUAGUAGUAGUAAUAGUAAUAACAAUAAUAAUAAUAAUAAUAAUAAUAAUAAUAAUAAUAAUAAUAAUAAUAAUAAUAAUAAUAAUAAUAAUAAUGCACAAACAUCUCCAAACCUAAAACAACAAAUAUCACCAACUAAAACAACAACAACGACAACUAAUACAACAUCCACAACAAUAAAUAAAAUAAAUACACCAACUAAAGAUAUUUCUUGUUUAAAUAUAUCCACACCAAAAACAACAUAUAAUAUAAAUAAUACACCACCAUCAGCUUUAUCAAUAAAUAGCGCAAAUUCGAUAAGUUCAGUAAAUUCAGUAAAUUCAGUAAAUUCAUCAUUUAAUUACAACAUUGAAGGUGUUGAUGACGAAUCAACAGAUUUGGAAGAUAAUGAUCAAGUAUUUACUGAUACAGAAGAAGAUGAAAAUGAUCGUUAUAAGGUUAAUAAUAAUUUAGAAAAUUCAUUUAAACGUGAGCUUACAGAAGUUAUUAGAUGUGAUACUGAUGAUUUUGAAGUUUAUAAGAGAUCUAAAAAUGGUGAUGAUGUGGUUAUAUCUUCUCAAAGCUAUACUUAUAAUUCAGCAUCACAACCAUUACCAACAACAAAUGAAUUGACAACACCACAAAUAUCACCAAAUAGUUCAACUUCAAUGGUACCCGCCACCACCACCACCACCACCACCACCACCACUAAUACUACAACAACAAAAACAACAACAUCUCAAUUAACACCAACUAAAAAGAAUUCAUUACCAAUUUUAAAUUUUGAUAAUAAUAUACCAAUUAAUGGUGAUAUUAGAAAAGCUAUUGAAUCAAAUAAUGAAAAUAAAAUAAAAGAGAAAAAAUAUAAACCAACAUUUCAAGGACAACCAGUUUCAUUUUUAUUGGCUCUAUAUGAAUUACGCGCAACACAAGAUACUCAUUUCAAUUUAGAAGAUGUAAAAGCAGAGGCACAGAAAUUUACAGAUGUUGAAGUUCGUAACCGUGAUAGAAAAGGUGAUAAUGCAUUUCGUAAUGCAUUAUCUAUGUUAUCUCAAUUAAUCUCUAGAAAAUUAAUUAAUUUCGUUAGGGAGGAAGAUUUAUAUUUGACUAAAGAAGGUUGGGAUUUUACAAAACCAAUUUAUCCAUAUAUGCAAGAUUUUAAAGAAUUUACAAUGAUAAAUAAAACAAAAAUGGAUUUGGCUCAAGAUAAAGUAAUGAUUCUCGUUGAUAGUUGUGAAAAUUUCAAAUCCGAUAUAUUAAGAAAUCUUCGUGAGAAAGGAAUUUUUUGUAUGGAGAUGUCUUUACCUUCUAGUGAUUUCUUAUUUGUGAAAUAUAAAGAGGGAUUUCAGGAUGACAUAAAGAAUUUGGAGUUUUAUCCAUACUUGUUUGAAAGAAAGACUUGGAGUGAUUUCAAUUCAUCAAGAAAGGAUACUAGAAAUAUUCGUCAAAAAUCAAAAAUGAAAUCUUAUGAUAAAAUUAAAAAAUCAUUUUAUAUCAUCGAAGGUGAUGAAAUAUUACAAACUAAUUUACCAAUGGAUACAUUGAAAUGUCAUUUGGAUCAAUAUACACUAAUGGAAGGUUUUACAAUAAUUAGAUCACAAUCACUUAUCGAUACAUGUACCCAACUUGCAAUCGUUGCAAAAUUAUUAUCUGACGACCCACAUUUAUCAACUAGGGAUCAAGAUUCUAUGUGUAAUCUAUUGGAAUUUAGAAAUCAAGUUUUAAAUUCAAGAGGUGGUAAUACAAAAGAAUCUUAUGACCAAUUUCAAGAUGAAACUAGAUCCGUUAUAAUUUCAAAUUCAAAUAUGGGUGAAAUGAUUAGAGUUUCAAUUUCUAAAGAACAAUUUAAAGAGUACAUAUUAUCACCACUCUAUAGAGAAACUGUUAAAUCCAAAUUGGAUGAUUUUUACAAUGAAAGGAAAUUAUUACUCUUUGAAUCAUAUGAAUCAUUAAGAAAAGAAAUUUAUUCUCAUCAUAAUCUUUUAUUUAAAGGUUUUUUAACUUCCGUUGAAAAAGGUUUAGAUAUUAGUAAUAUUGGUUAUCGUUCAGAGAAUUUAUUACUUUCCGAUUACAUUGAUAAUCAAACUAUAAGUUAUAAUCUACUUCAUAUUUUAUUAACAUUUGAUUUUCAAACAAUUACACAUUUUAAUCAAGCAACAUUAUCAAAUAUCAGAAGUACUUCAACUUUAAAUUCAAUUGUUCAAAGUUGUUUAGAUUUUCCAAAUCCAUCAACAACUGUUUAUAAUAAAUUAAUUGCAAAACCAGUUGGUAAAUAA
This is a messenger RNA of Dictyostelium discoideum AX4, 3231 nucleotides long. RefSeq lists its product as hypothetical. NCBI's taxonomy places the organism in Eukaryota, Evosea, Eumycetozoa, Dictyosteliales, Dictyosteliaceae. Gene Ontology annotation, biological process: double-strand break repair; double-strand break repair via break-induced replication; DNA catabolic process. The record is from RefSeq and is a predicted model, not a curated record. The transcript has 2 exons. Bases 1 to 3231 code for a protein of 1076 amino acids. Gene Ontology annotation, cellular component: nucleus; Holliday junction resolvase complex. Gene Ontology annotation, molecular function: DNA binding; crossover junction DNA endonuclease activity.